Ambispora leptoticha is the source of this 1245-nucleotide messenger RNA. Lineage: Eukaryota; Fungi; Glomeromycota; Glomeromycetes; Archaeosporales; Ambisporaceae. The record is from the annotation of a GenBank genome assembly.
AUGGAGUUUAUGAGCGACCUCGGCUCAAAUGCCGAUAUAUAUCGUCCUUCACUUUUUGAACUGAUCGCGCAAGAGAAAAUGCGCGAGUUGCUACAACCAGCUAUUAGAUAUGUUUUGUCUGUUUACGCUCAACGAUAUCCAAGAUACCUUUUGCGCAUAGUUAACAAACUCGACGAAUUCUAUGCAAUUUUAUUGCUUUUCGUUGAGAGACAUUAUUUAAAAGAAUGGGGUGCCUCGUUCACGGAAAAUUUUUAUGGGCUGAAAAGAAUACGUAGUCUUCAUACAAAUAUGAACUUGGGCGAGAGUUCGAGUAAAGAACUUGUAAAGCUUCGAAAUCGUGAUAUAUGGCGUUCUUUAUUAGUAUUGAUUGGCAGUUCGUACAUAAAGACUAAACUAGAUGAUUACUAUGAAUCAGUUACUGGAGGUGCUGGGGCGCGAUAUUUAGGUAGCAGCAGAACUUCACGAAGGGAAGACAUAAACUAUCAUCGAUUGACCCUGGCAGAAAAAACGCGUUACAUACUUCGAAAUGUCUUCAAAGUUAUUUAUCCUUGGAUUAAUAGUUUCUAUAAUAUCUCCAUUCUGGCAUAUAAUAUUGCAUACUUGUAUGAAAAGACUCGUUAUUAUACGCCAUGGUUACAUUUAUUGGGGAUAGAAAUUCGCAGAAUGAGUGCUCAAGACUAUCGCGAGUACACUCAAAGACAAGCUGAAAGUGAAAAUAUCAGCAGUGUGCCAACAACGCGUCUCCAAAAAGGAACGAAUUUCUUGUUCACAAUCUUAUCACGUGGUUUUGAUUUAUUGAAAAUAUUACUGCCAAUGUCGAUAUUCUUUUAUAAAUUUUUGGAGUGGUGGUAUUCAAGCGAGUUUACGCGUAAACCAGGUGGUGACAGCGGAAUUGAAAUUCCCCCGCCCGAGAGACUAUUGCCGGAUCCUCGUGGAUUUCCAGUUCCAAAUAUUCCAAAUACUUGUCCAAUAUGUACAAAUCGACUAGCCAAUCCAACUGCACUCCCAUCUGGCUAUGUAUUUUGUUAUAAAUGUGUAUAUGACUAUGUAGAAAAUUAUAAUCGUUGUCCAGUAACUUGGAUCAAAGUCGAUAUUGAUGGACUGAGAAAGAUGCUGGAUUUACCAUUUGUAUUGAAAAGAAAACAAUUCCCUAUUCAGUUGGCAUUUUGCCUUAAUCAUCAACAAAUUCCAGGAUCAAAACGAUACCUCAUUGAUCAGUAUCUCUCACAACCAGUCUUCUCAUGA